CCCGGGGCGGCGGUGACCGGAGCGAGCCCGCCCACCGGGGCUCGGCCGGUUCUGCCCCCGGAGGGAUGCGCGGGACGCCGGUGCCCGGGACUCUAAUCCUGCUGUUUGCCCAGGACUCCUGUCCCCUCAGCCCCACUCUGCCAGCGGGCGCUCCCCGCAGCCGGCCCCGCCGGCGGGGGCCGGGCGCGGUGCGGCCCCGGGGCGGAGCGCGGGCGGUGUCCGCAGCCCCGGAGCGGUGCGGCGGCGGUGGCGGUACCAAUGGCCCUGCCGGCGGAGGCGGACCGGCUGGAUGGGGGCUGGCAGGAGGUCUACUCUGCGCUCCAGUGGAUCCAGUUCACCAUGGCCAUGCUCAGCGUUGUAGGUUCCAGCUCAAUUAUUGCCUACGCCGUCUUCCAAAACGCAGUGCGGUCCCCUGAGGUGCGUCCACUUUUCUACCUGAGCCUCUCGGAUCUGCUGCUGGGCAUGUGCUGGCUGGCUGGGGCCCUGCUCUACAGCUCACCCACCUCCCAGCAAGACCUCAUCUGCUACAACUUGCAGGCCACGGGACAGAUAUUCUACGUGGCCUCUUUUCUCUACACUGUCAACUACACCUGGCACCUGUACAUGGACCUCAAGGUGAAAUACAACCAGAACCUCUUCAGGGUUCUGAGCCAGGUUGUAGAUUAUGCAAGUUGUGUUGGCAGAAUAGCAACGAUCUUGUCAAGCCUGAUCCCUUUCCUCCUCAUGGUGCCGGUGUUUUGCCUGGGCAACAGCAGUAAUUGCUACCAGAACUUCAGCCAGAAGCACGGGUGUCUCCUGAUGCACACGGAGAUGGCCGAGCCCCCCAGCGAGCCGCAGGGCCUGAGCGGCUCCGUUUGCCGCGCGAUGCAUUUCUACGGCAUCGGCGUCUUCCUCGUCUCCUUCCUCAUCAGCUUCGUGGCCAUCCUGGUUAUCCUGAGUCAGGCCCGAGGGCUGUACAAGAGGUUUGUGAACUCCACAGGAUUCCUGGGGGAUCAGCAGUGGGCCAUGAUUAAGAUGGUGGAACAGCGGGUGGUUUUUUACCCCGUUGCCUUCUUCUGCUGCUGGGCCCCAGCUGUCGUCCUUGGAAUGCUGAAAUUGACUGCUUCAACAACCAGCAAAAUCUACAUGGCUCUGCUGAUCCUGCAGGCUCUCACCGCAGCUUCCCAGGGGCUCCUGAACUGCCUGGUGUACGGCUGGACCCAGCACGUGUUCCUGUCCCUGAAGCGCGGCUCCCGGCGGGAUGUGGACACGCAGACCCCGCUCCUGCGCUCCCAGAAGAAGUUCUACUCCAGCACAGCCCCCUCCGGUCCGCCCGACACCGCGGGCUCCUCCUCCACCCUGCUCUGAUGCUGCCCUGCCUGGAGGGAGAGAGGCAGAAUCCUUCCAACUCCUUCUCCAGAGCCACCGGGAGGGAACUGUCCCUCGGGCCCGAGCCCCAGGAGCUCAGUGGACAUAGUUAUUUAUUUGAUGGAUUCUUUCAGCGUGGUAAAUCUUUAGUCCAGACUUUCUCCUCCUGGAAAUAUCCCUAGAAGUGCAGCAAACCACAUGGAAAGGCUCAGAGACCUGGUCCAGCUCCACGGAGGUUGAGCAGAGGAUGUUUUACUUUGUUUUAUUUCUCCAAGUCAUUGCCUUUACAAAUUAACAAAAAGCAAAAUGAGUAUUUUUCAAUCCCUGCCUUUUAAUUCACUCUAACCAUGAGAAUUUGCACCACCCUAAGAACCAAUUGCAGGGAGUGAAGAAUUGCAAAGGACAAAACCUGCCUGGAAUUUUUGCACAUUUCCCUUUCCUUCUUCCUGCCAACUUCCUGCUCAGCCACAAUACUCCCAAAAAUCAGCUGCUUCGACCCUGUGGAGCAUCUCUCAUGAACCAGGUGAGCAGGACUUUGAAUCUCUCUUUGCAUUUCCAGAUGUUCACAUGAAUUAUUUACUGAGGUCCCACCAUUCUGUAGGAAAUAAACCAGGCCUUAAGCUGUCUUGACAACAACUCUUUACCUUUACACUCUUUAUUUUCCAACAGCUUCACGUUUUCGGUCCAACCCAAAUUUUUCUCAUAGCAGGUUAGACAAGAAGAGGAAAUACUCCAGCUUUGUGUAAUUAACUUACACAACAUAACUGUGUAAACUCUGGGUAAGUCACACAAGGGCCCUGGAGGUUUGGUCAAUGACUUAUUUUCUCCUACAGAGUGAAACUGAGUGCAACAAUUCAAUUUUGCUGUUCUACAGGAUAAAAACAAAGUUUUCAGCCAUCUUCUUCCACCUGGUCUUUCAAAUCCUCCUCUAGCUCCAAAGUUUGGACAUGGAUGACUCUGUCCAGCCCCACUUCAAAGGCAAAUAUUCCACAGGGAGGAUGGGAUUCGUGCCCUGGCACUGGCAGGGCAUGAAACACACUCAGUCUCAUCCCUGAGGGCCUCCUACACCCUCCUGGAACUGACCCCAUUUGUGGAGCCAGUGCAAUUUGUUUAAAAGGGGAUUAAGGCUUCCUAAGUGAUGGAAGAUUACUCAGGAAACAAUGAUUGGAUUGCUAAUGGAGCAUCAGAGCUGGCAGUGGGGGCUGACACAUUCCCAGGGCUCCUCACACAGCUCAGCAGCCCCUCACUGUUUGUUUGAGGGGAGUUUUCUUGCUGGAAAGAGCCAUUCCAUGGGCACUCACAGCUGGCUUGGCUGCUCUAAGUGCUUCCAGGAAAUUGUUCCCUCAGUCCCUUUCCCAGUCUGGAGGCUCUGAGGGUCUCUCACCACCCAACCCACUCUGAACUCCCCUAAGUCACCAAGCAGAGGGAAAUUCUGUUACAAGGAAGGAGCCCGAGCUCUCACAACUGCCCCAUCUUGUGUCCUGAAAUGCUCCUGGGCCAAGGGUGUGUCUGGUUCCUGUCACCAAGCCCUGCUCAGGAUAACAAAACCAUUUCCAGAAGCAGGAAGGGCCCAAGUGCCACCCUGAGGCUCUGUGUCCAGAGAGGUGAGGGAAGCACUCCCUGGCCCUGGAAAAGCACAGGGCCAUCAGCAACAAAGCAGAUCCAUUUCUCACCACCCAGUGUCCCCCACUCCAGCAGGGCUCCCACCUCAACCACCUGCAAGGAUCAUCAGCCCAGAGGAUCUGGGUGUUAUUCCCAGUGUCCCUGAAGACAGAAGGACUCAUCCCUGCCUUCCCUGACUGCCCAGUCCAACCCCACAGCCCUCAGGGGUUAACUGGGAGCACUGGGCAGGUGCUGCUGCCAUCUGAUGGAAAGCUGGGCUUAAAAAAGGCAAUUUUGGCUUAUGUUGCCAAGUAGAGCCCAGGAUUUCCUAGGGAUUUAUCCAGCCUGUCAUCUCAAAUCUUCAUUCAAGUGUUUAUUCCUAUGGAUAAGGGAGGUGGGAUGGGGGGCUGAGGGUGGGAGAAUAAUGGAAUCAUGGAAUCUCUAAGGCUGGAAAAGCCCUCUAAGACCAUCAAAUCCAGAAAUUAACUCAGCACCACUGUGUUCACCACUAACCACAUCCCCAAGUGCUGCAUCCACACCUUCUGGACACUUCCAGGGAAAAGCAGGGUGGCAGGAGAAUCUUCCUGCUCUUCCCUCCCACUCCUUCCUUCUCUCCUGCAGGGAUUUGGGAACCAAACAAAAGCAGCAAGUAACUUUUGAGUUUAGUAAAAUCAUUUAUAUACAGGAUGGGUAAUAUUUACAAUGUAAUACUGAUCCAAAAGGAACUAACAGGGAACACUGAGAGGAGAAAUGAGAACAUUUUAACACACAGGAGUUAAACAUGGGGACAGACUCAGGUUUCCAAAAGAAAAUCCAGAAGUAAUGACAGCAAAAGUUUGACAUGUUGCUAUUUCCAAUCAAAAUCUCUUUCACUAAUCAGGUUCUCCUAAUUUUAAUAUAUAUAGAAAAGCUUCAAAUAAUCAAGUCACAGGAGAAGCCAGUUAUACAGAAAAUUUUGAAAAGGUCAAAUGAUUUCAGACAUUUUUCUUCAUUUAAAUAAAAUUCUAAAAAAACCCAAAACCCAACAACCUCCAGAGCUUUCCCACAUAUUUUUAGUGUUUGUACAAAGAAAUUCUUCUUUGAUCCCACACUUCCAGCUCAAGAUAUUUACAAUAUUCACAGUCUGCUAUAAAGGAUCAGUAGAUUUAUUACCAAGUCAAGCCUCAGAGAAUCAAGACAAGGUGUCUUGCACUUGCUUCAACUGAAAAAUAAACUAAACACAGGAAGGAGAAAGUCAAAUGCUACUUUCAAACACAUAAAUGAAUCCAUUAAAGUUAUUGAACUUUGAAAUGUAAAACAGAACUUUUCCAAGAGUAAAAAAAUCAACUUUCUCAUAGAAACAAAACCAUUUGACCUUAAGUCUUCAAAUUGUGUUUUCUUAACCUGUCCCUCCUCCCUCUGCUUCAAAUCAGACCCUUAUUUAUCACAGACAAGAAAAUGUAGAUUAAAUCCAUCAAAAGCCCUUGGAAAUUUGUACAAAUGUUCCCACCUCAGGAUCAGCAGCACUUAAGGGA
Molecule: messenger RNA, 4463 nt
Organism: Pyrgilauda ruficollis (rufous-necked snowfinch)
Lineage: Eukaryota; Metazoa; Chordata; Aves; Passeriformes; Passeridae
Gene: TMEM116
Product: transmembrane protein 116
Exons: 11
Coding region: 259-1347 (362 amino acids)
Biological process (GO): adenylate cyclase-activating G protein-coupled receptor signaling pathway
Cellular component (GO): plasma membrane
Molecular function (GO): G protein-coupled receptor activity
Source: RefSeq, a predicted model, not a curated record